AUCACUCCUAUUCAUCUUCCAUCAUGCCCUAUUUCUCCUUUUUGCUUCCUAUCACUUCUCAUUACUCUUUUUUACUCCCUUUCAUUUUCUAUUACUUCUCAUUACUCCAUUGUUAUAAUAAUUUUUCUCUUCCUCUUUGUUUCACUUUCUUUAUCUCUUUUGUAUUUCUUUUUUUCAUUUUUAUUUAA
Molecule: messenger RNA, 188 nt
Organism: Rhizophagus irregularis DAOM 181602=DAOM 197198
Lineage: Eukaryota; Fungi; Glomeromycota; Glomeromycetes; Glomerales; Glomeraceae
Source: RefSeq, a predicted model, not a curated record